GUUUGAGAGCAAUAAAAUGUAAAUAAAAAUUUGCGAAAGCGUUCUUUUUCGUGAGCUGAAAAUUUAUUUUUUGUUGUAAAAAUGUAUGAAAAUGAAACCAAAAGAAGUGUUUUGCGUGUGUAAUAUUAAGCUGUGACCUUAAGCCUAAAGUUUAGCUAGUUUGUGCCGAACGAAAAUUAGUAUUGUAUUAGCUAUAAUGAGUCGCAUUCAGUGGCGCCUCAAAGAGUUUCCAAAGAAAUUAGUAAAUUGCAUCCGCUUCCGCUACCACUACUCGCUGCAAUGUAUCCGUUCACUAACGUAUAACCACCACAUGAGUCAGUCCUACGCGUCGGACGUUUGUUUGGAACCGAUAUUCUGGUUUGUGGAUAAUUUCACCCACCUGCUCGGACCGUUUUUCGUGUUCGCCGUGGUUUGUCUGACGGCGGCAGUGGUCAUCAUUUGCUACUGGAUUGGGCUGCCCUACUGGUGGAAGAAGAGCCCCAACACAACCUACUUCCUGCUGGUGGUGGGCAACUGGUUGCUGGUCAAUGUUGCGUGGAACUUUUACAAGGCGGCAGCCACUUCCCCGGGAUACCCGCCGGAGAAGGAACUGAUAAUCGAGGCUGUGAGCAUCUGUAAGAAAUGUAUCGCCCCGAAGCCCCCGCGAACGCAUCACUGCUCGGUGUGCAACCGGUGUGUUCUCAAGAUGGACCAUCACUGUCCUUGGCUCAAUAACUGCGUUGGAUAUGGCAAUCAUCGGUACUUUUUCCUCUACAUGCUCUACACAACGGUGGGAGUUUUGUUCAUAAUAGUCUUUGGUUUCGAGCUGGGGUACAAUGUGCUGAUCGUGGGUGACGGAGAAGGCUGGAACGAGGUAGAGCCGCUGCAUGGUCAUCCAGUUAGAUUCAAUUUGUCCGGGCACAUUAUUCCUGUGACUGAAAUGAACGAUUACGUCGAUGACGGGCUGGCCCCCGCUGAACAUGAUCUUCCCGUCCCGCAGGAGUACAGUAGCAAUGCGGCGAAGCAUCGAGCAAUUAUAUUUAUGGCGCUAAUUAACGUAGCUACUUUAUUCGCUCUCGGAGCUCUUACCUCGUGGCACAGUUCCCUGAUCACGAGGGGUGAAACCAGUAUUGAGGCACACAUCAACAAGUCGGAAACGAAACGGCUCUCUGCGCUUGGGAAGUCCUACCAAAAUCCAUAUGAUUUCGGACCUCGCCGAAAUUGGAGACUAUUCCUGGGGUUGGUUCGCAAGCGAACCUGGUGGCGACACAUUUUGCUUCCGUCGGGUCACAAACCCGAAGGAAAUGGGCUCACGUGGUUGACGGUCAACGAUUUCAUAGCUAUUGACGAUCGGGACGACGAAUGGCCGUAACUUAUUAGACUUGCACGUGAAGUGAUAUUUAAUGAAUUCCAGUUUGCGAACGACUAGUCCUACCACCCGAAAGAGUAUGCAUUUCUCAAUAGUAGAGGAGGUGAGUAAAACACUAAGCUAAGCUUCCACGAUGAAAAA
Molecule: messenger RNA, 1489 nt
Organism: Aedes aegypti (yellow fever mosquito)
Lineage: Eukaryota; Metazoa; Arthropoda; Insecta; Diptera; Culicidae
Product: probable palmitoyltransferase ZDHHC16
Exons: 6
Coding region: 197-1351 (384 amino acids)
Biological process (GO): protein palmitoylation
Cellular component (GO): Golgi apparatus
Molecular function (GO): palmitoyltransferase activity
Source: RefSeq, a predicted model, not a curated record